AUGUUGCUCAUGGAUAGGGCUCACCGAGUGGCAAAACCACAACACCUACCCACCUCUACACCGCGGGACGUGCUCACCAAAAUGCACUACUUCCAUGUCAAAGAUACUCUCCUGCAUUCCAAGAAGCCUCAACAUGAACUACCAGAGAAGUAUAGGCCUAUUCAUAUUUUCACGGAUCUCUCAGCUGAAACGCGAAACAGGAAGAUUCCCUACCGAUGGGGAUUCCCGAUUAAAUUGCUGAUCCUACGAGAACGCAAAACAUAUGCAGCCACCGACGCAGAGGCCGGCAUCCAACUACUGAGCUCCUGGGCCAUCACCACAGCCAUAACGGAAAACAGAACCAACAAUCGUGCACCCCUUAUCCUAGAAUGGCAGGUGGUUAGACACUCAAAAACAUCCAAGAACUCAUCCGAUAAAUAA
Pelobates cultripes (western spadefoot toad) is the source of this 420-nucleotide messenger RNA. NCBI's taxonomy places the organism in Eukaryota, Metazoa, Chordata, Amphibia, Anura, Pelobatidae. The record is from the annotation of a GenBank genome assembly.